ACGUCAGCAGUGUGUGUUUAGUUUGAUUUGUUUAAAAUUCUUUUGUUUUUUUUAAAGACGACUAAAUUAUAACCGUUAUGUUAUAACAUAUUAGAAAUAUAUAUAUUAUAAUCUAGUGUUUACCCGCAUAUUUCUUUAAUCAUUAUUGUGUGUAGUGGUCACAAAAUAAUUAAUGAAUAAUGUCCAUUUUGUAACGAGUAACCUGUAACUUGUUACAAAAUAAUUAACGUCACAUUAUAAGAAUGACGCUAACUAUGACAAAAAAAGUUAGCGAGGUUCAAGCAGAAACCGUGCAGUUUAUGUCCUUAGAAAAAGCAGAAGAUGAACAUAGGCAAGAUGGGGAUUACAGUUCAGGCUCCACUCUUCUUCGUCGAGGCAAGAAGCUGGAAGACAACAAUAAUUUAACCAAAGAAGACAUAGAAUAUGUGAAUUACCGCCAGUUGCUCAAAUAUGAACAGGCUCCAGAGUAUCUCCAGCACAAUCCUUACAUAAGAGAUGGAUAUAGGAAGCUAUUACCCACUAAACUAUGUUGGGAGAGUAUAUUCUGGUGGACUAACGAAACAAUGAACAUUUGGACUCACUUGUUCGGUUUCUUCCUUGUGCUCGGGCUGACGAUCAACGAUCUGGUCAUCAUUAACAUCCACGCCACCUUCACGGACAAAGUGGUUGCUGCCAUACUUCUCUCGUGUUUCAUGGUGUGCAUGGCGCUGUCAGCGCUGUACCACACGUUCUCGUGCCGCUCGGAGUGCGACUACCACGCGUUUUUGAUGUAUGACCUCUUCGGCAUCGCGCUCUCGCUGCUCGCUAUAUACACCUCCGGCGUCUACUACGCGUUCUGGUGCCACCAUGAGCUAAAGGCGUUCUACAUGGUAUCUGUGACGCUGAUCUUCGUGGUGGCGAUGGCGCUGCAGAUCCCCCGUCUGAACGUACCGUACGCCGUGAAGAUGUGCGUGUUCAUCGGCUGGGCGGCGUACGGGGUGCUGCCCACGCUGCACUGGUGCUACGCCAUGGGCGGCUUCGAGAACCCCAUGGUGCAGAUGUUCUUUCCUCGAGUGAUAAUGAUGUAUAUCAUAAGCGGAACUGCAUUCAUCAUUUACGCAUUUAAGAUCCCGGAGCGCUGGUUCCCGGGCCGCGUGGACUACAUCGGGCACUCGCACCAGUGGUGGCACGUGCUGGUGAUGGCCGCGCUCUACUACUGGCACAACUCCGGCAUGAUGUACGUGCAGUACCGCAUGAACCACGGCUGCGCCAACACCAUGCGGAUAUUCUGAACACUACGCACUACACUACACUACGCGAAGGAAAUUUUACUAUUAGAAUCUAUCGUCAUCAUUAUACGCUCUCUUUAUCUCUCUCUCUCCCUCUCUGCUAGUUUCAGUUAUACGCUCUCUUUAUCUCUCUCUCUCUCUCUCUCUCUCUGCUAUAGUUCGUUUUUUUUAGCAUUAGAAAGAACUUCAAAGAAGGUAAUUAUGUAAUACGUUCUGUUUCUACGACUGAAACUAUAUAUAGUUCGUUUUUUAGCAUUAGAAAUAAGGUAAACAAUCUUGAUGCGUCUUUUAAUAGAAAAAGACAUUUUAAAAAUAAGCUACGGCAAAUAUGUAACAUCUUCGAUCUUUUAUAUUCUUCUGCUUUCAUAAGUAAUAGUUACCGAUUUUUAAAAAGCGUUUUUCAGAUUGAUUGUUUACCUUAUUUCUAAUGCUAAAAAAACGAACUAUAGUGCUUAUAAGAUGAUGAUCCGACGUAAUAAGAACCUCCGACGUAAUCUGAUAAAACUCUUACGGUUAAACGGUUAUACGUUGUCUAAAAUAAUUUACUAGCUUACUUAUAAAUAUUUAAAUUUACUAGGACCUAAGGUAACGUAUUUAUGAGGGCGAUAUUCUCAGUAAAAUAUAAAUAAAAUUAAUGAAAAGCUCAAAUAUAAAAUAAUCCUAAUCAUUCCAUGGGACAUUCCUGAGGAAAAUCCUGAGAAAUUUGUGAUUUUAAGUGUACUUAAAAAUUAUAACUAUAACACAUACCUAAGUGCAUUGGUGCUGUUAAAAUUUGAUGUUAUUGGUAUGAAUCUUUAACUUUGUUUUGUCUAAAUCAUAUCGUAAUUGUUUACGAGAAAAAAAUUGUGAAUGUUUUUUCUUUCAGAAAUCCAAAUGUAUGAUGUCGACAUGCUUCUCGUCCUUUUGAUUUUUUUUACUGUGUUUUCGUUAUCUGUGAUUUUUCUGUUUUGUUAUUAUUUAUUUUCUUAGUAGGAAAUUAUUGUUAUUUUGGAAUGGGGUUAUUAUAAAUUAAUUUAUAGAUACGUAAUAAAAUAUACACAAUG
This is a messenger RNA of Cydia fagiglandana, 2311 nucleotides long. Its product is annotated as progestin and adipoQ receptor family member 3. Gene Ontology annotation, molecular function: signaling receptor activity. Lineage: Eukaryota; Metazoa; Arthropoda; Insecta; Lepidoptera; Tortricidae. The coding region runs from base 243 to 1271 and encodes 342 amino acids. Gene Ontology annotation, cellular component: membrane. The transcript is spliced from 7 exons. The record is from RefSeq and is a predicted model, not a curated record.